Dicrocoelium dendriticum is the source of this 426-nucleotide messenger RNA. The record is from the annotation of a GenBank genome assembly. Lineage: Eukaryota; Metazoa; Platyhelminthes; Trematoda; Plagiorchiida; Dicrocoeliidae.
AUGUCUUCGGCCGGCACUCACCAUACUGAUGGGGACGUGCCAUUGUAUUUUGACGAGUUUGCCUGUGAGGAACCGGAUUCCAAAGAGGACGCCGAUGACGAAGCAGAACCCGUAGAUCCCAGCUUUCUGCAACUCAUCGAUGAUCUUGAGGGAGUUGAUAGUAAUUCACCUGACCUCUAUUCCGUCUUGGGAAUCGCUAAAGAUGCCAGUUUGGCAGAGAUCCGUGCAGCAUAUAAACGCUUAAGCUUGAUUCUCCAUCCAGACAGACAUUCUUCACUGGAAUUUGCGGAUAGUUUUACACUUUCGUCUACAAGGGCCGUGGCGGCAGAUGCAGAGGCUGCGUUUCAGCGUGUCUCUUCAGCUUAUGCCAUCUUAAGCGACCCAGACAAACGAGCCAUUUAUGAUGCUUAUGGUCACGAAGGUUAG